AUCACUUGAUUCCAUUGCAUAAACCCUUUCUUUCUUCUCCAAACCCAGUUUCCCAAUCCUUCCCUAUGUGGAGAAACAUUGCUAAACAAGCAAUUUUGAGGUCAGCUACUAGAUCAAACGUCAGUUCCAAAACUCGUGGCUUUCUUGGGUCUUCUCCGGAGUCUAUUUUCUUCAAAAAUUUAAGCUUUCGGUUUCCCGUGUUCGGUUCCAUCUCGGGAUCGCCAUGUCACGAAAUGGGUGUUCGUAGUUUAAGUGGGAUCACAAGGCGAGAUGAAUUUUCCAAGAGCGAGAGGUGUCUUAAUGGGACUUUGGCUAGAGGGUACGCGAGUGUAGCUGAAGAGGUCUUAUCAACAGAUGUUGAGGAAGAGCCUGAGGUACAUGAAUUGUUGAAGGAGAUGAAGAAAGAGAAGAAGAGAGAGAGUCAUCGUUCGUGGAGGAUGAAGAAGCAAGAACAAUUUGGAAUGGGUCGUACCAAGUUUCAGAAUUUAUGGAGAAGACAAGUUAAGAUCGAGACUGAAGAGUGGGAAAGAGCUGCUGCAGAGUACAUGGAGCUUUUGACGGAUAUGUGUGAGCAAAAGCUUGCCCCUAAUCUGCCUUAUGUGAAGUCGUUGUUUCUGGGUUGGUUCGAACCAUUACGAGAUGCAAUUGCUAAAGACCAGGAAUUGUAUAGAUUAGGGAAGAGCAAAGCAACUUAUGCACAUUACCUUGAUCAGUUGCCUGCCGACAAGAUAUCUGUUAUUACAAUGCACAAGUUGGUGGGGCAUUUGAUGACUGGUGGUGAUAACGGUUGUGUUAAGGUUGUUCAUGCUGCGUGUACAGUAGGCGAUGCCAUUGAACAAGAGAUAAGAAUAUGCACAUUCUUGGAUAAGACCAGGAAGAAAAAAGGGGAUGACAAUGAGGAGAGCGGGGAAGUUGAAAAUGGAACUUCUAUGAAGGAACAAGAUAAGUUAAGAAAAAAGGUCAAUGAGUUGAUAAAGAAACAGAAGUUGUCAGCAGUUAGAAAGAUCUUGCAGUCACAUGACUACACAAAACCAUGGAUCGCAGAUGUUAGGGCUAAGGUUGGAAGUCGUCUAAUAGAGUUACUCGUAAGAACAGCUUAUAUACAGUCUCCAGCUGAUCAGCAGGAUAAUGAUCUGCCUGAUGUCCGACCUGCAUUUGUGCAUACCUUCAGGAUAGCGCAAGGAAGCAUGAAUUCUGGGAGAAAAUAUGGUGUAAUCGAGUGUGACCCUUUGGUCCGAAAAGGCUUGGAAAAAAGUGGGAGAUAUGCAGUGAUACCAUACAUGCCAAUGCUGGUUCCUCCUCUCAAAUGGUCGGGAUACGACAAAGGUGCUUACUUGUUCUUAGCAUCUUAUAUAAUGAAAACUCAUGGAUCCAAACAACAAAGAGAGGCACUUAAGAGCGCACCUAAAGGACAACUACAACCAGUCUUUGAGGCCCUGGAUACGCUUGGAAGUACUAAAUGGAGGGUAAAUAAGCGAGUCUUAACGGUUGUAGAUAGGAUAUGGAGCAGUGGCGGAUGUACUGCUGAUCUGGUGGAUCGCAGCGAUGUUCCUUUACCAGAAAAGCCUGAUACUGAAGAUGAGGGCAUUCUUAAGAAAUGGAAGUGGGAAGUCAAAUCUGCUAAAAAGGUGAACAGCGAGAGACAUUCUCAGCGCUGUGACACAGAACUCAAGCUUUCGGUAGCACGGAAAAUGAAAGAUGAGGAAGCUUUUUACUAUCCCCACAAUAUGGACUUCCGGGGACGUGCAUAUCCCAUGCCCCCGCACUUAAAUCAUCUUGGCUCUGAUUUGUGUCGGGGUGUUUUGGAGUUUGCUGAGGGAAGGCCUCUGGGAAUUUCAGGCUUACGCUGGCUGAAGAUACACUUAGCAAACUUGUAUGCUGGUGGUGUAGAUAAGUUAUCACUUGAUGGACGGCUAGCUUUCACUGAAAAUCACUUGGAUGACAUAUUUGAUUCGGCAGACAGACCACUUGAAGGAAGCAGAUGGUGGCUACAGGCUGAAGACCCAUUUCAGUGCUUAGCUGUCUGCAUAAAUCUGACUGAAGCUCUGAGAAGCCCAUCCCCAGAGACAGUUCUGUCACAUAUUCCUAUACAUCAGGAUGGUUCCUGCAAUGGUUUGCAGCAUUAUGCCGCUCUUGGGAGAGACACAUUAGGAGCAGAAGCUGUUAAUCUAGUUGCAGGUGAGAAGCCGGCAGAUGUUUAUUCAGGAAUAGCUACCAGGGUUCUUGAUAUUAUGCGCCGAGAUGCAGACAGAGAUCCUGAAGCUUUUCCAGAUGCAUUGCGUGCAAGAAAAUUACUUAACCAGGUGGAUCGUAAGCUUGUAAAGCAGACGGUUAUGACAUCAGUCUAUGGUGUCACCUACAUUGGCGCUCGGGAUCAAAUAAAGAGAAGGUUGAAGGAACGGAGUGAUUUUGGUGAUGAAAAGGAAAUUUUUGGGGCUGCUUGCUAUGCAGCAAAGGUAACAUUAGCUGCUAUAGAUGAGAUGUUUCAAGCUGCACGCGCCAUCAUGCGUUGGUUUGGUGAUUGUGCGAAGAUUAUUGCUUCAGAAAAUGAAACAGUUCGAUGGACAACCCCAUUAGGUCUUCCUGUUGUACAACCUUACCACCAAAUGGGAACAAAACUCGUAAAGACAUCCCUCCAGACCCUAUCGCUUCAGCAUGAAACUGAUCAGGUCAUUGUGAGGCGACAGAGGACAGCUUUUCCUCCAAAUUUUAUUCACUCCCUGGAUGGGUCUCAUAUGAUGAUGACUGCAGUUGCCUGCAAAAGAGCAGGCGUAUGUUUUGCAGGGGACAGUUUCGUCUUUGGGGAUCUAAUCUUGUUGAACGUGAUGAAGUCUGGGAGUGCGGCGAAAUUGAUAGUAGAGGCGCUUCUUCAGCGUUUCCUGCCUCUCGCAAGACGACGAAUCGAGACAGCUCAGGCUCAGGAUGGACAGUACCUUCGUCCAUCAGAUCCUGCUUAUGAGCAGGUGUUGGAUUCAUUGGCUAUGAUUGCGCGUCAUACACCUGUUCCUCUUUUAGAAGCUCUUCUUAGGUGGAGGGAAAGUGAAUCACCUAAAGGUGCAAAUGAUGCAUCGACUUUCCAGAGAAAGUUGGCUGUGGAGUGCAUCUUCUGCUCAGCUUGCAUUCGCUUUGUGGAGUGUUGCCCGCAGGAAGGGCUCACUGAGAAGCUAUGGUCUGGACUUGAGAACUUUGUUUUUGAUUGGCUAAUCAACGCUGACAGGGUUGUUAGCCAAGUGGAAUACCCAUCGCUGGUCGAUUUGAGGGGUCUCCUUCUUGACUUGGUUGCUCAACUCCUGGGUGCACUAUCCCGUAUUAGAUUCAGCUCUGUCACGGAGCGGUUUUUCAUGGAACUCAAUACUCGCCGGAUUGAUACAAGUGUUGCAAGAAGUGAAACUCUCAGCAUCAUUAAUGGGAUGCGAUACUUGAAGCUUGGGGUUAAGAGUGAGGGUGGGUUGAAUGCGUCUGCCUCCUUUGUAGCAAAAGCAAACCCUCUUAUCCGUGAUAUACACAAACGUAAAAGUGAGCUUUAUCAUGCGCUUUGCAAUAUGCUUUCUAACAUUUUGGCGCCACUUUCCGAUGGUGGCAAAAGCCAGUGGCCUCCUUCAGUUGCAGAGCCUGCACUGACACUCUGGUAUGAGGCUGUGGGACGCAUUAGAGUGCAGCUAAUCCAGUGGAUGGAGAAACAGAGUAAACAUCUUGGUGUUGGCUAUCCGCUUGUGAGUCUUCUUCUCUGUCUCGGUGACCCACUUAUAUUUCAUCAUAAUUUAAGCUCUCACAUGGAACAACUGUACAAGCUUCUGAGAGAUAAGAACCAUCGCUACAUGGCACUUGAUUGUCUUCACCGGGUGUUGAGGUUUUAUUUGAGUGUCUAUGCUUCCUCCCAACCACCAAAUCGUAUAUGGGAUUACUUGGAUAGUGUGACAUCACAAUUGCUAACAGUUCUGAGAAAAGGAAUGCUCACUCAGGAUGUCCAACAAGAUAAACUAGUUGAGUUCUGUGUGACCAUAGCUGAACAUAACCUUGACUUCGCUAUGAAUCACAUGUUACUAGAACUGUUAAAACAAGAUAGUCCAAGCGAAGCAAAGAUUAUUGGUCUUCGUGCUUUGCUUGCCCUCGUUAUGUCACCUUCAAGCCAGUAUGUUGGGUUGGAGAUAUUUAAGGGUCAUGGAAUAGGCCAUUACAUACCUAAGGUGAAAGCAGCAAUUGAGUCAAUUUUAAGAUCCUGCCACAGGACCUAUAGUCAAGCUCUUCUAACAUCAUCGAGGACUACAAUAGAUGCUGUGAAUAAAGAAAAGUCUCAAGGGUCUCUCUUCCAGUCAGUGCUGAAGUGCAUACCUUAUCUAAUUGAGGAAGUUGGUCGGAGUGAUAAGAUCACGGAAAUAAUACCUCAGCACGGUAUAAGUAUUGAUCCUGGAGUUCGAGUGGAAGCAGUGCAAGUUCUGAACCGGAUUGUUAGAUACCUUCCUCAUCGUCGUUUUGCAGUCAUGAGAGGGAUGGCAAACUUCAUCUUAAAGCUUCCUGAUGAAUUCCCACUCCUCAUUCAAGCAUCACUAGGACGCCUGUUGGAACUCAUGCGUUUCUGGAGGGCUUGUUUAGUAGAUGACAGACAAGAUACUGAUGCUGAGGAAGAAAAGAAAACAGCAAAGGCAAAUGAUAGGUUCAAGAAAUUAUCUUUUCAUCAAGCAGCAGAUGCAAUUGAGUUUCGCGCUGCUGAUAUUGAUGCUGUUGGGCUAAUUUUUCUUAGUUCAGUCGACAGCCAGAUUCGGCACACUGCGCUAGAAUUAUUGCGAUGUGUACGUGCAUUGAGAAAUGAUAUUCGGGAUCUCAUGAUUCAAGAGCACCCAGACCAUGUUAUGAAAUUUGAAGCUGAACCCAUAUACAUGAUCGAUGUCUUAGAAGAACAUGGGGAUGAUAUUGUUCAAAGUUGCUACUGGGAUUCUGCCCGUCCUUUUGAUUUAAGACGAGAUUCCGAUGCCAUUCCUUCUGAUGUGACUCUUCAAUCCAUAAUCUUUGAGAGCCUUGAUAAAAACAAAUGGGGUCGGUGUCUCAGCGAGCUUGUUAAAUAUGCUGCUGAGCUCUGCCCACGCUCUGUUCAAGAAGCCAAGUCUGAAAUUAUGCACCGCCUUGCCCAUAUUACACCGGUUGAGUUUGGUGGAAAGGCAAGCCAGUCACAAGAUACAGAUAACAAACUGGAUCAAUGGCUUCUGUAUGCUAUGUUUGUGUGUUCGUGUCCACCUGAUGGCAAAGAUGCGGGUAGCAUUGCAUCAACUAGAGACAUGUACCACCUUAUUUUCCCUUAUCUCAGAUUUGGGUCAGAAACCCACAACCAUGCUGCGACUAUGGCUCUUGGGCGCUCGCAUUUGGAAGCAUGUGAAAUUAUGUUUAGCGAGCUUGCAUCUUUCAUGGAGGAGAUUUCAUCAGAGACAGAGACGAAGCCAAAGUGGAAGAUCCAAAAAGGAGGUCGCAGAGAGGACCUUCGUGUUCAUGUUUCUAAUAUAUAUCGAACAGUGUCUGAGAAUGUCUGGCCUGGAAUGCUUGCUCGUAAACCAGUUUUCCGCCUCCAUUAUCUGCGGUUUAUUGAAGAUUCAACAAGACAGAUAUCGUUAGCACCUCAUGAAAGCUUUCAGGACAUGCAGCCUCUGCGCUAUGCACUUGCAUCUGUUUUAAGAUUCCUUGCCCCUGAAUUUGUUGAAUCAAAAUCAGAGAAAUUUGAUGUUAGAAGUAGGAAACGUCUAUUCGAUCUGCUUCUUUCCUGGUCUGAUGAUACGGGAAGUACGUGGGGACAGGAUGGUGUUAGUGAUUAUCGCCGUGAAGUAGAGCGCUAUAAGACCUCGCAGCAUAACCGGUCAAAAGAUUCUGUAGACAAGAUUUCUUUUGACAAGGAACUGAAUGAGCAAAUUGAAGCCAUACAGUGGGCCUCAUUGAAUGCAAUGGCUUCCCUUCUGUAUGGACCGUGUUUUGAUGACAAUGCAAGAAAAAUGAGCGGCCGUGUGAUAUCUUGGAUAAAUAGUUUGUUCAUCGAGCCUGCUCCCAGGGUCCCUUUUGGUUACUCGCCUGCUGAUCCAAGAACUCCAUCUUACUCCAAAUACACAGGAGAAGGUGGACGAGGGGCAACAGGCCGUGAUAGGCAUCGAGGCGGUCAUCAACGUGUUGCGUUGGCAAAAUUGGCUCUGAAGAAUCUUCUACUUACAAACUUGGAUCUCUUUCCAGCCUGCAUUGAUCAGUGUUACUACUCUGAUGCGGCUAUAGCUGAUGGGUACUUCAGUGUGUUGGCUGAGGUUUACAUGCGACAAGAAAUACCAAAAUGUGAAAUCCAGAGGCUCUUGAGUCUAAUUCUCUACAAGGUAGUCGAUCCAUCUAGACAAAUUCGCGAUGAUGCUCUUCAGAUGCUUGAGACACUUUCUAUGCGUGAGUGGGCUGAGGAUGGUAUAGAAGGUUCAGGAGGCUAUAGAGCAGCAGUUGUAGGUAAUCUUCCAGAUUCAUAUCAACAGUUCCAGUACAAGCUCUCCUGCAAACUCGCCAAGGAUCAUCCUGAGUUAAGCCAGCUGCUUUGUGAAGAAAUUAUGCAGCGUCAGCUUGAUGCUGUUGAUAUAAUUGCUCAGCAUCAGGUCUUGACCUGUAUGGCUCCAUGGAUUGAGAACCUUAAUUUCUGGAAACUCAAGGAUUCGGGUUGGAGUGAAAGAUUACUGAAAAGUCUUUACUAUGUCACAUGGCGACAUGGGGAUCAAUUCCCUGAUGAAAUUGAAAAACUUUGGAGUACCAUUGCUAGUAAGCCCAGAAACAUCAGCCCUGUAUUGGAUUUCUUGAUCACAAAGGGAAUUGAGGACUGUGAUUCAAAUGCAUCUGCCGAAAUAACUGGUGCAUUUGCUACAUAUUUUUCAGUUGCUAAACGUGUAAGUUUGUACCUAGCACGGAUAUGUCCUCAGCGUACUAUUGAUCACCUGGUUUACCAACUGUCACAGCGGAUGCUGGAAGACAGUAUUGAACCCAUUGGUUAUAGUGCAAACCGGGGUGAUUCCAAUGGAAACUUUGUGCUGGAGUUCUCUCAAGGACCUGCCACAGCACCUCAAGUUGCUUCAGUUGCAGACAGCCAACCACAUAUGUCACCACUUCUUGUCCGUGGCUCCCUUGAUGGUCCCCUUAGGAAUACAAGUGGAAGUCUAAGCUGGAGAACAGCAGGCAUGACUGGGCGAAGUGCUUCUGGGCCUUUAAGUCCAAUGCCUCCUGAGUUGAAUAUUGUUCCUGUAGCUACUGGUCGUUCUGGUCAGCUCCUGCCAUCAUUGGUGAAUGCAUCAGGACCUUUAAUGGGAGUUCGUAGCUCUACAGGAAGUUUGAGGAGCCGCCAUGUCUCUCGUGAUAGUGGAGAUUACCUCAUCGAUACACCAAAUUCUGGAGAAGAUGUGUUGCAUUCUGGGAUCGCAAUGCACGGCGUCAAUGCAAAGGAACUUCAAUCAGCUUUGCAGGGACAUCAACAGCAUUCACUCACUCAUGCCGAUAUAGCUCUGAUUCUUCUUGCAGAAAUCGCAUAUGAGAAUGAUGAAGAUUUUAGGGAACAUCUGCCUUUGCUCUUCCACGUCACUUUUGUUUCGAUGGAUAGCUCUGAAGACAUUGUGCUAGAGCAUUGUCAACAUUUGCUUGUGAAUUUGUUGUACUCACUAGCGGGUCGGCAUUUGGAGCUAUAUGAGGUGGAGAACAGUGAUGGAGAGAAUAAACAACAGGUUGUAAGUUUAAUUAAGUAUGUGCAAUCAAAACGAGGAAGCAUGAUGUGGGAGAAUGAAGAUCCAACGGUUGUGAGAACAGAUCUUCCUAGUGCCGCUCUUUUGUCUGCACUUGUUCAGAGUAUGGUUGAUGCUAUAUUCUUCCAAGGAGAUCUUCGAGAAACUUGGGGAACUGAAGCUCUCAAAUGGGCUAUGGAAUGCACGUCUAGACAUCUAGCAUGUCGGUCACACCAAAUAUACCGUGCGCUUCGGCCAAGUGUGACAAGUGAUGCAUGUGUCUCCCUUCUACGCUGUCUUCAUCGAUGUCUUAGCAAUCCCAUUCCUCCAGUUUUGGGUUUUAUUAUGGAAAUCCUUCUGACGCUACAAGUCAUGGUAGAGAACAUGGAGCCAGAGAAAGUCAUACUCUACCCACAGCUCUUCUGGGGCUGUGUCGCCAUGAUGCACACAGACUUCGUCCAUGUCUAUUGCCAGGUUCUUGAGCUUUUCUCCCGUAUUAUUGACCGUCUAUCAUUUCGUGACAAAACAACUGAAAAUGUACUCUUGUCAAGUAUGCCUCGGGAUGAAUUCAACACUAAUGAUUUGGGGGAAUUCCAAAGGUCAGAAUCUAGAGGGUACGAGAUGCCGCCGUCAAGUGGAACUCUUCCAAAGUUCGAAGGUGUACAACCUCUUGUCCUCAAAGGACUGAUGUCUACUGUUAGCCACGAGUUCUCUAUUGAGGUCCUAUCAAGGAUUUCAGUGCCUUCAUGUGACUCUAUAUUUGGCGAUGCUGAGACAAGACUCCUUAUGCAUAUCACAGGUCUACUUCCUUGGCUUUGCUUGCAGCUGAGCCAAGACCAAGUCAUGAUUUCUGCGUUACCACUCCAGCAGCAGUAUCAAAAGGCAUGUUCUGUGGCAACUAACAUUGCUGUCUGGUGUCGGGCGAAAUCACUCGAUGAAUUGGCUACAGUUUUUGUUGCAUAUGCUCGUGGGGAGAUUAAAAGAGUUGAAAAUCUCCUUGCAUGUGUCUCUCCUCUGCUCUGCAACAAAUGGUUCCCGAAACACUCAGCUUUAGCUUUCGGUCACUUGUUAAGACUGCUAAAAAAAGGACCAGUGGAUUACCAGCGAGUCAUAUUACUUAUGCUCAAGGCAUUGCUCCAACACACUCCCAUGGAUGCUUCGCAGAGUCCCUACAUGUACACAAUCGUUUCGCAGCUAGUCGAAAGCACUCUGUGUUGGGAGGCACUGAGUGUUCUCGAAGCUCUUCUUCAGAGCUGCAGCCCGGUACAAGGGGGCACCGGUGGAUCCCACCCUCAAGAUUUCAGUUACUCUGAAAACGGGGCUGAUGAGAAAACGCUUGUACCUCAGACUUCUUUUAAAGCCCGAAGCGGACCCCUUCAGUACGCAAUGAUGGCUGCAACAAUGUCGCAACCUUUCCCUCUCAGUGCAGCUGCAGCAGAGUCAGGGAUACCUCCGAGAGAUGUGGCUUUGCAGAACACAAGGCUAAUGUUGGGCCGGGUUCUUGAUAAUUGCGCUCUAGGAAGAAGAGAUUACAGAAGAUUGGUGCCUUUUGUCACAACGAUCGCAAACAUGUAACAUUUUCAGUAAAGUUUUGCAAUUUUUUUGGUUAUUUGUAUGAUUUUCAGAAGUUUUAAAGAAGCAAUGUGUUUGUGUGUGAAUAGUUUGGUGUCGUAGCAACUAACUUGUAUGGUCGUGGUUAGUAGAGUUCCAAUGUAUUCCAAACAUAAGGAAAGAUUUAUUUGUUACUUUAUCAUAAUUAUGAUCGCGAAGAACUAAUAGAUGGUGAAGUCAACC
Arabidopsis arenosa is the source of this 9506-nucleotide messenger RNA. Lineage: Eukaryota; Viridiplantae; Streptophyta; Magnoliopsida; Brassicales; Brassicaceae. The record is from the annotation of a GenBank genome assembly.